AUGUGGAACAGAGGUUCUUGGCUUUAUAUAGGAAGAAGAAACUUUGAAGCAACCGGCUCUCUUUUCUAUAGAUUGUGGUGGAAUCUCCGACGUUAGUGGAAAAGACUGGCAACCAUUUUCGACCCAUAAAAAUAAAAUAAUAGCAGACGCCAAUGACACUUGUCUUUCAGAAUUAAAGAAUAAUUUCUAAGCAUGGAAGUCAUCUCAUACAGUUCUCCUCCAUGCUGUAAUUUCAAGAGGAGAUUAUUAGUAAAGAAACACUCAACAAGACAGCAAGUAAAGAUCUCUUUGUGCAAGAAACAUAGAAUUUUGUGUACUAGGAUUAAUAGCAGAAGUGGGUCACUGGGAUUUUCUAAUAAAGAUUACCCUUUGUUGAAGAAUGUCUAUCAUGGGAAAGGUUCAAGGCCGUUCAAUGCUCUUGAAGGGUCUAAAAAUGUUGAGUCCAAGGUCUUUAGUGGGAAUUAUAAUGGUUAUGUGAUUGGUAGAGAAGACGAGGUGGGAAGUAUGUCAGAAACUAGGGACUCAGUAACCAAAGUUUUGAUUCCGGGGUUGCCUGAAGAGUCCAAUGGCGAACGUGGAGCUCCUAUAAGCAGUUGUUUCUGGGAGUGGAAGCCUAAACUUAAUGUGCAUUACGAGAAAUCAGGUUGUGAAAAUGUGAAUUCUCCGCCACUGCUCUUUCUUCCCGGUUUUGGUGUUGGUUCUUUUCAUUACGAGAAGCAACUGAAGGAUUUGGGUCAUGAUUAUAGGGUAUGGGCAAUUGACUUUCUUGGGCAAGGCAUGUCAUUGCCGAUUGAAGAUCCCACUUCCCAAUCUAACGAGGAGACUAUCUCAGAAACGAAGGAUCUUGUGUGGGGAUUUGGGGAUGAAACUGAACCAUGGGCAAGUGAUCUGGCUUACUCUAUGGAUUUAUGGCGGGAUCAAGUUCGCUACUUUGUAGAAGAGGUUAUUGGUGAACCAGUGUAUAUUGUUGGUAACUCACUAGGAGGAUUUGUUGCUCUAUACUUUGCAGCAUGCAAUCCUCAAUUAGUGAAGGGUGUUACACUACUUAAUGCAACUCCUUUUUGGGGAUUUCUACCUAAUCCGAUAAGAUCUCCAAGGCUAGCAAGGAUAUUUUCAUGGUCUGGAACAUUUCCUCUACCAGAAAGUGUUAGAAAGCUGACAGAAUUUGUUUGGCAAAAAAUAAGUGAUCCUGAAAGUAUUGCGGAUAUACUUAAACAGGUUUACGCAGAUCAUUCUACAAACGUCGACAAAGUCUUUUCUCGUAUUCUUGAGACAACGCAACAUCCUGCUGCUGCUGCAUCAUUUGCUUCAAUUAUGUUUGCUCCUCAAGGAGAGCUUUCCUUCAGGGAGGCUUUAUCGAGGUGCCAUAUGAGCAAUGUGCCUAUCUGUCUGAUGUAUGGAAAAGAAGACCCCUGGGUGAAGCCUGUCUGGGGUCUUCAGGUGAAAAAGGAAGUUCCUGAUGCUCCAUACUAUGAGAUCAGCCCAGCUGGCCACUGCCCUCAUGAUGAAGUUCCUGAGGUGGUGAAUUAUUUGCUGCGUGGAUGGAUCAAAAACCAGGAAUCUCAGGGUUCAGUUGCAUUACCCUUACUCGAUGAAAUGGAAAAUAUUCAGGAUAGCAUCACCAAGAACUUAGAAUUUGUGAGAGAAGGAUCAAGCAAAUCAGUGAUAGUUCGUUUCUUUGGAUCCAGGUUCUCACUUUGGAACCGGAUGGAAUCUUAUUUUAAAUCUCGCUUUGGCAAGUUAGAAACCAAAUCACGAUAACAGACUAUAUUUUUCAUUUUAUCUCAAUGAGAAAAUGUAAAUUUCAGUCCACUCUCACGUAGCUGAAUGUAUGAUUAAUUAUUUGAUAUGAAUGAAUCACAGCUAUCAAGGCCUUCUGUAUUUGCUC
This is a messenger RNA of Theobroma cacao (cacao), 1888 nucleotides long. RefSeq names its product pheophytinase (gene PPH). Gene Ontology annotation, cellular component: chloroplast. Lineage: Eukaryota; Viridiplantae; Streptophyta; Magnoliopsida; Malvales; Malvaceae. Gene Ontology annotation, molecular function: pheophytinase activity. The record is from RefSeq and is a predicted model, not a curated record. Gene Ontology annotation, biological process: chlorophyll catabolic process.